This is a messenger RNA of Cuscuta campestris, 1135 nucleotides long. The record is from the annotation of a GenBank genome assembly. Lineage: Eukaryota; Viridiplantae; Streptophyta; Magnoliopsida; Solanales; Convolvulaceae.
GCACCUAAUAAAAGAUAAACCCUAGUUGCAACCUGUGGAGUAGUGAUAUAUCUAGGCCCGACCCUAUCAUACCCUCCCCCUCUGAUCAGGGGCUGGUUCGGAUCUGAUCAGAGGCUGGUUCGGAUCUGGCCGUUAUUCCUUGAUUUUUUCUCUGGUUUUUUUUCUCUCGUUUUGCAAUGGCCGAGGACGGGAGGGUUCGAAUCGAGAAGUUCAACGGUACUGAUUUUGCAUGGUGGAAAAUGCAAAUAGAGGCGUUGCUUGGUGAGUGCAAUUUGGACAUGGUACUGGAAGAGAAACCGGAUGGAAUGGAUAAGGCUGCUGAAGCAAUUUGGGACUCAAAGGACAAAAAGGCAAUAGGUAAAAUUACACUAGCUUUGACGAGGAGUGUGGCGUUUAAUAUCAUGAAGGAAACAACUGCUCGUGGUAUGUUAACAGCUCUAUCAAAUAUGUAUGAAAAACCGUCGGCCGGUAAUAGAGUGUUCUUGAUGAGGGAAUUGUUCAUGAUGAGAAUGAACGAGGGCAGCCCAGUUGCUGAUCACAUUAAUGAGGUCAAUUCGAUCUUGUCAAGUUGGUCGGGAUUUGUGACAACGGUUACUGAAACUGCUGGGACAGGAAACUUGAAGUUUGAUCGGAUACGGGAUAGUGUUUUGGGUGAAGACAUUCGCCGGAGGAACGCUAGUGGAGGAUUUACUUCUGGGUUACUCAGUGUUAGCAGGGGAAGAGGUAAUAACAGAAACAGUGGGAGUCGUGGGAAGAGCUCGUCUAAGGCUGGAAAGAAUGUGGUGUGCUGGGUCUGCAAAGAAGUUGGGCAUGUCAAGAGUCAAUGCCCAAACAAGAAAAACGAAAUUAGCGCAGUUGUUGGGAAUGCAUCUGAUGAUGAUAGUGAUGCAUUGAUACUCAGCAUGGAAAGCUAUGUUGACUCUUGGGUCAUGGAUUCUGGUGCUNAACUACUUGGAGCUUACAAAAUGUCAGGGUGAUUCCAAGACUGAAGACAAAGUUGAUCUCAGUCGGACAAUUGGAUGAACAGGGACUAGACGUCAAGUUUGGUGGUGGAAAAUGGAAGGUGAUCAAAGGAAAUUUGGUUAUUGCUCGAGGCUUGAAAAGAGGAUCGUUAUACAUGGUACUGGUGACGUCU